CGAACGCAAACAACUCUCUCGAAGAGCCAAAUUCUGCCUCUUCUUUCUCCCGCGACCGUCCAUUUCCAAUUCCCCUUCUCAAACCCUAAUCCAAAUUGUUUCAUCUUAAUUCCCGCCCUGAAACCCUAAUCAUCCCCCUCCCCCUCUUUUUAAUAGAGUAAGAACUUUUUCUUUUAUCUCCCCCCCCCCAAAAUCAAAACGAAGACUCGCCACCAUUAACUGCCUUGAAAGAAAGGAGCCAUGGAUAUUAAUGUUGGAGACAAAACACUGGAACUAAAUGGGAGGGAAGAUCUUAAGAGGCCUUUGCUGGAGCCUUCAGAUAGUGUUUACGUGACUAUACCUGAACCUAUGGAUAAGUCUGGAAAGAAGAGAACAGUGAUGUUCAAAAUUGGGGAUAUCAAGUGUGCAUCUUGUGUUGCUUCCAUAGAAGCUGUGCUUGGAGAGCUCAAGGGUGUUGAGAGUGUAUCAGUGUCGCCAAUUCAUGGUCAAGCAGCAAUUGAGUAUGUUCCGACGCUCGUUAAUACGAAACUGAUUAAAGAGACAAUAGAGGAUGCUGGUUUCCCUGUGAAGGAGUUUUCAGAGCAAGAAAUAGCAGUCUGCCGGCUCAGGAUUAAGGGAAUGGCAUGUACAAGCUGUUCAGAGUCCCUUGAACGUGCUCUGAAGUCCCUCGAUGGAGUUAAAAAGGCAGUGGUUGGUCUAGCUCUCGAAGAAGCGAAGGUUCACUUUGAUCCAAAUGUUACUGAUUCUGAUCGCAUCGCUGAAGCAAUAGAAGAUGCUGGAUUUGGAGCCGAUCUCAUUAGUUCUGGAAAUGAAGUGAACAAAGUACAUUUAGAACUUGAUGGAGUGUCAUCUGUGGAGGAGAUGAAUACUAUUAAGUCCUACCUUGAGUCAGCCAUAGGUGUAAAUCACGUAGAUAUGGACUUGGAAGAAAACAUGGUCAUAGUCAACUAUGACCCAGACCUCAUUGGUCCGAGAUCUCUUAUUGAAGCUGUAGAAGAAGCUGCUCAUGGAUCCUACAAGGCGAGCUUGUAUAUACCUCCCAGACAAAGAGAAACUGAGCAGCAGCAUGAAAUUAAUUCCUAUAGGGAUCAGUUCCUUUUAAGCUGCUUGUUCUCAGUUCCUCUGUUUAUAUUCUCCAUGGUACUUCCAAUGCUUCCUCCUUUUGGUAAUUGGUUAGAGUAUAAGAUUUACAACAUGUUUACUGUUGGGUUGCUUCUGAGAUGGAUUCUUUGCACACCAGUACAGUUCGUCAUUGGCCAAAGGUUUUAUAAAGGGUCAUACCAUGCAUUGAGACUGAAAUCUGCUAAUAUGGAUGUUUUAGUAGCCAUGGGAACCAAUGCUGCAUACUUUUACUCUGUUUAUGUAGCAAUUAAGUCUCUAAGCUCGGACACAUUUGAAGGGCAAGAUUUUUUUGAGACAAGUGCAAUGCUGAUAUCCUUUAUUCUCUUAGGAAAAUAUUUAGAGGUGUUGGCUAAAGGGAGAACGUCAAAUGCUUUAGCCAAGCUGACAGACCUUGCUCCUGAUAGCGCUUGUUUGCUGACAUUAGAUGAUGAUGGAAAUGUUGUCUCAGAGGUUGAAAUCAGCACCCAACUAAUACAAAGGAAUGAUAUAAUCAAGAUCAUUCCUGGGGAGAAGGUUCCUGUCGAUGGCAUUGUCAUCGAUGGUCAAAGCUACGUGAAUGAGAGUAUGAUCACAGGGGAGGCACAACCUAUUGCUAAAAAGCUUGGUGACAAAGUCAUUGGUGGAACUAUGAACGAGAACGGAUGCUUGCUGGUCAAGGCUACUCAUGUUGGGUCAGAGACUGCACUUUCCCAAAUUGUUCAGCUCGUUGAAGCGGCUCAGCUUGCUAGAGCACCUAUACAGAAAAUUGCUGACCGGAUUUCUCGGUUUUUUGUUCCUGCAAUUGUUAUCACUGCAUUUAUAACUUGGUUGGGAUGGCUUAUCCCUGGAGUUAUUGGUAUUUACCCUAAACAUUGGAUUCCAAAGGGCAUGGAUAACUUUGAACUGGCACUCCAGUUUGGUAUUUCAGUGCUUGUGGUUGCUUGCCCAUGUGCUCUAGGACUAGCAACCCCUACAGCUGUCAUGGUUGCCACAGGGAAGGGUGCUUCACUUGGUGUGCUUAUUAAGGGUGGAAAUGCACUUGAGAAGGCACAUAAGGUGAAAGCAAUUGUGUUUGAUAAGACGGGGACAUUGACAGUUGGGAAACCUGAGGUUGUAAAUGUUGUGCUCUUUUCAAGUGUGUCGAUGGGAGAAUUCUGCGAUGCUACUAUUGCUGCAGAGGCAAAUAGCCAGCAUCCAAUAGCCAAAGCUUUCCUGGAGCAUGCUAGAAAAUGGCGUCAGAAGAUAGAACUUAACAAUCAAUCCAAUAACCAACAUCUUACGGAGGCAAAGGACUUUGAGUUGCACCCUGGCACUGGGGUGAGCGGGAAAGUUGGUGACAAAAUGGUCUUGGUUGGUAACAAGAGGCUUAUGCAGACUUACGAUGUCACAUUUGGUCCUGAGGUUGAGGGAUACAUUUCAAAAAAUGAGCAGCUGGCUCGAACAUGUGUCUUAGUUGCCAUUGAUGGUAAAAUUGCUGGAGCUUUUGCAGUAACUGAUCCAGUGAAACCAGAAGCUGAGCAUGUCAUAUCAUAUCUUCGCUCAAUGGGCAUCUCAAGCAUCAUGGUAACUGGUGAUAACUGGGCUACUGCAAAUGCCAUAGCAAAAGAGGUUGGAAUAGAGAAGGUGAUUGCCGAAACAGAUCCUUUGGGAAAAGCUGAUAGGAUCAAAGAAUUGCAGAUGAAAGGUUUGACUGUUGCUAUGGUUGGAGAUGGAAUAAACGACUCCCCUGCUUUAGUCGCAGCUGAUGUAGGCAUGGCAAUUGGUGCUGGUACUGAUGUAGCCAUAGAGGCAGCUGACGUAGUACUUAUCAAAAGCAACUUGGAGGACGUAGUUACGGCCAUAGACCUGUCCAGAAAGACCAUUUCACGCAUUUGGCUUAACUAUGUGUGGGCCCUUGGUUAUAACAUUCUGGGCGUGCCAAUUGCUGCUGGAAUCUUAUAUCCUUUCACUGGAGUCAGGUUACCACCUUGGCUAGCCGGUGCAUGCAUGGCCGCCUCCUCUCUUAGCGUCGUUUGUUCUUCUCUCUUGCUGCAGUCUUAUAGGAAGCCUUCGGUAUUUUAAGAUACAAAAGAACACAACCAUUUCUACAAA
Molecule: messenger RNA, 3192 nt
Organism: Hibiscus syriacus
Lineage: Eukaryota; Viridiplantae; Streptophyta; Magnoliopsida; Malvales; Malvaceae
Product: copper-transporting ATPase HMA4-like
Exons: 9
Coding region: 241-3162 (973 amino acids)
Biological process (GO): monoatomic cation transport
Cellular component (GO): membrane
Molecular function (GO): copper ion binding; ATP binding; ATP hydrolysis activity
Source: RefSeq, a predicted model, not a curated record